GCCGGACCGGCCGGUGCAGGUGGACCCGGCGCUGUCGGUGGGGCGGGCGUGAGGCGUGACCGGGGGCACAAGGGCGUCCCGGCUCCUUGGCACGGAGGGGAGAGGGCAGGAAAUAAACGAGGAUGUGAGGAAGGAUAAAUCCUCGCUCAAACGCAGAGCGAGCUCCCCUCACGCUGUUCGUAGGACCGCGAGUGGCAGGGUGAGGCACCUGAGAAGAAGGAGAACUAAAUUCUGAUGAUCAUCUUGACACUGUUGCUGUCACCUGUGUUGACAGGAUAAAAACCUUUACCAUGCCUCGUAGCCCUACAUCAAGUGAAGAUGAGAUGGCACAAAGCUUCUCUGACUACUCUGUUGAGUCUGAAUCAGACAGCUCCAAGGAAGAAACUAUUUAUGACACAAUCAGAGCAACUGCAGAAAAGCCCAGCAGCAGAAUGGAAGACAGUCAGAGCAACACUUUAGUGAUCCGAAUUAUCAUUCCUGACCUGCAGCAAACGAAGUGCAUUCGAUUUAACCCCGAAGCUUCAGUGUGGGUUGCCAAGCAGCGGAUUUUGUGCACUCUGAACCAGAGUUUGAAAGAUGUCCUGAAUUAUGGACUGUUCCAGCCUGCCAGCAAUGGGAGAGAUGGGAAGUUCUUGGAUGAGGAGCGACUUCUGAGGGAGUACCCACAGCCAGUCAACAAAGGAGUUCCUUCACUCGAGUUUCGCUACAAGAAAAGAGUGUACAAACAGUUCAACCUCGAUGAAAAGCAGCUGGCCAAGCUUCACACCAAGGCCAAUUUGAAAAAGUUCAUGGAUCAUGUCCACCAUCUCUCUGUGGAAAAAAUGACCAAGAUGUUGGACCGAGGACUGGACCCAAACUAUCAUGACCUAGAAAGUGGAGAAACACCCCUAACCUUGGCAGCUCAGCUUGACAAUACAGUAGAAGUGAUAAAAGCCCUGAGAAAUGGAGGAGCACAUUUGGACUUCAGAGCCAAAGAUGGAAUGACAGCUCUGCACAAAGCAGCUAGAGCCAAGAACCAAGUAGCUCUCAAGACCCUUUUAGAGCUGGGAGCAUCUCCCAACUACAAGGACAGCUGUGGCCUGACCCCGCUGUACCACACGGCCGUGGUGGGAGGGGACCCUUUCUGCUGCGAGCUCUUACUCCAUGAACAUGCCACAGUCAGCUGCAAGGACGAAAAUGGGUGGCAAGAAAUCCAUCAGGCCUGCAGGUACGGCCACGUGCAGCACCUGGAGCACCUCCUGUUCUACGGGGCCGACAUGUGCGCGCAGAACGCCUCGGGGAACACGGCCCUGCACAUCUGUGCCCUCUACAACCAGGAGAGCUGUGCAAGGGUGCUGCUCUUCAGGGGAGCCAACAAGGAGAUCAAGAACUACAACAGCCAGUCUCCAUUUCAGGUGGCUAUAAUAGCGGGGAAUUUUGAGCUUGCUGAAUACAUCAAGAACCACAGGGAAGCUGAUAUCGUGCCCUUUAGGGAGGCUCCCACCUACUCCAACAGGAGGAGGAGGCCUCCCAACACCUUGGCAGCCCCCCGGAUCCUGCUCCGCUCCAACAGCGACAACAACCUGAACAUCAACAACCUCCCCGAGUGGUCAGCCUCCUCCUCGGCCUCUUCACACCGCAGCCUUUCCCCUCACCUGCUCCAACAGAUGCAGAAUAAUCCCAAUGGAACUGUAAAAACCGUGGGCAGUUACACUCCGUCCUCCCGGAGCCGCUCGCCGUCCCUCAACAGGCUGGGAGACGAUGCCAAGAGGCAGCAGCACAGGCACAUCAGUGCCGUUUACAGUCCCAGUGCCAACAAGGAUUCUCUGUCUGCCUUGGAUUAUCAGGGUCCCAAAAGGAAACUCUACAGUGCUGUCCCUGGGAGACUUUUUAUCGUUGUAAAGCCAUAUCAGCCUCAAGGGGAAGGGGAAAUCCACCUGCACAAAGGAGACAGAGUCAAAGUGCUGAGCGUCGGCGAGGGCGGCUUCUGGGAAGGCAGCGCGCGCGGACACGUCGGCUGGUUUCCCGCAGAGUGCGUGGAGGAGGUGCAGUGCAAACCCAGCGAGGGCAAACCAGAAACACGAAUAGAUAGAACAAAGAAGCUGUUUAGACACUACACGGUUGGAUCCUACGACAGCUUUGAUGCUUCAAGUGACUGCAUAAUAGAAGAAAAGGCAGUGGUCCUGCAGAAAAAAGACAAUGAAGGAUUUGGAUUUGUGCUCAGAGGGGCAAAAGCUGACACACCAAUUGAAGAAUUCACCCCAACUCCAGCCUUUCCUGCUUUGCAGUACUUGGAAUCUGUGGAUGAAGGGGGAGUAGCAUGGCAAGCUGGCCUGAGAACUGGAGACUUUUUGAUCGAGGUUAAUAAUGAGAAUGUAGUGAAAGUUGGCCACAGGCAGGUGGUGAACAUGAUUCGACAGGGGGGCAAUCACCUCGUGCUGAAGGUUGUCACAGUAACCAGGAAUCUUGAUCCAGAUGACACUGCAAGGAAGAAAGCCCCGCCGCCUCCUAAGCGAGCUCCAACCACUGCACUGACCCUGCGGUCUAAGUCCAUGACCUCAGAGCUUGAAGAGCUUGAUAAGGUGGAUGAAAUAGUGCCAGUUUCCAAGCCAUCAAGAAUUGCAGACAAUGCAACUGUGGACUCCAGAGUGGCAACUAUAAAACAGCGGCCUUCUAGUAGAUGUUUUCCCUCAGCUACAGAUAUGAAUUCCAUGUAUGAGAGACAGGGUAUUGCUGUGAUGACACCCACUGUCCCAGGGAGCCCUCAAGGUCCUUUUCUGGGUAUACCUCGGGGUACAAUGAGAAGACAAAAAUCCAUAGGAAUAACAGAGGAAGAGCGGCAGUUUCUGGCCCCUCCCAUGCUGAAGUUCACCAGGAGUCUUUCGAUGCCUGACACCUCUGAAGAUAUCCCACCACCACCACAGUCCUUACCUCCCUCACCGCCGCCACCUUCUCCCUCUCUGUACAACUCCCCCAAAUCCCUGACGUCCCGGAGCUACGGGACGAUCAAACCUCCGUUUAACCAGAAUUCAGGUGCAAAAAUCUCUCUGGUCCGGCCCGAGAGCGUGGGGACGAUGAUAAGGGACAAAGGGAUCUAUUACCGGCGGGAGCUGGACCGGUACUCGCUGGACUCGGAAGACCUGUACAACCGGAGUGCCGCGGCUCAGGCGAACUUCAGGAGCAAGAGGGGCCAGAUGCCCGAGAACCCCUACUCCGAGGUGGGGAAGAUCGCCAGCAAGGCGGUUUACGUGCCGGCCAAGCCAGCCAGGCGGAAGGGGAUGCUGGUGAAACAAUCCAACGUGGAGGACAGUCCGGAAAAGACCUGCUCCAUUCCAAUCCCAACCAUCAUCGUCAAAGAGCCAUCCACCAGCAGCAGCGGGAAAAGCAGCCAAGGGAGCAGCAUGGAGAUCGACCCUCAGUCUUCGGAGCAGCCCGGGCAGCUCCGGCCCGACGACAGCUUGGGAGUGAGCAGUCCGUUCGCAGCAGCCAUCGCGGGGGCCGUGAGGGACAGGGAGAAGAGGCUGGAAGCCAGGCGCAAUUCCCCGGCCUUCCUCUCCACUGACCUGGGCGACGAGGACGUCGGAUUAACGCCACCAACACCACGCAUGAGGCAGUCCAAGUUCACCGAGGAGGCGAUGUUCAGCAGCGAGGAUGGUUUCAGACAGCUCAUGUCGCCGUCGCCGAUCCCCGCCCCCAGAGAGCCUGAAAACCUCUUUAACAGCAACGAGCCCAGCAACCAGAGCGACUCACGGACGCUGAACGCCCCGUCCAAAACGAAAGGAGCCGACAACAGCACGGCGGCAGCCAAGGCCGCCAGUGCUCCCGGCUCGGAUAGCUACGUGCACCCGGUCACAGGGAAGCUGUUGGAUCCCAACUCGCCGCUCGCCCUCGCCCUCUCUGCCAGGGACAGAGCCAUGAAAGAGCAGACGCAGCAGAUUCCAGGCAAAGGGGACGCUGUCAAAACCGACCUGAACAAACCGCUCUACAUCGACACCAAGCUGAGACCCAACAUGGAAACGACUUUUCCUGUUACCGCCACGGUCACCAGGCAAAACACCCGCGGCCUGUUGAGACGGCAGGAGACCGAGAACAAGUACGAGUUGGAUGCAGGGAAAGAGAAGAAAGCUGAGGAGAAGAAGAACAUGUUGAUAAACAUCGUGGAUACCUCGCAGCAAAAAUCAGCCGGCUUGUUGAUGGUGCACACAGUGGACACGGCAAAGUCGGACGACGUGCCCGAGGACGAGGAGGAGAAGGGAGCUGAGAUGGAGCCGAGCCCUGAAAACUCCCCGCCGGAGAGGCCGGAGGGCGGCGAGGAAGCGGAGAGCGAGCUGAGCGUCCCCGCCGCGCCCGAGCCCCCGGCGUCUCCCUGCAAAACCAUCGUGGCUGCCAGCUCUGUGGACGACCCCGUCAUCCUGCCUUUCCGCAUCCCCCCGCCGCCCCUGGCCUCGGUGGACAUCGACGAGGAGUUCCUGUUCACCGAGCCGCUGCCCCCUCCCUUGGAGUUCGCCAACAGCUUCGACAUCCCCGACGACCGCAUGGCGCCCGGCGCGGCGCUGACGGACCUGAUGGCGCAGAGGAAGAACGGCACCCCUUCUCCCAGCCAGCCGGCAAACUCCCUGGACAGCAAAAAGCAAGCGGGCCUCUCCAACUGUUUGCCUGCCUCCUUCCUGCCACCCCCCGACAGCUUCGACAACGUCACCGACUCCGGGAUCGAGGAGGUGGACAGUCGGAGCAGCAGCGACCAUCACCUAGAGACAACCAGCACUAUCUCAACGGUGUCCAGCAUCUCUACCUUAUCCUCGGAAGGGGGGGAGAACGUGGAUACUUGUACAGUCUAUGCAGAUGGGCAAACAUUUCUGGUGGACAAACCCCCAGUACCUCCGAAGCCAAAAAUGAAGCCCAUAAUCAACAAAAGCAAUGCACUUUACAAGGACGCGCUGAUCGAGGAAACUGUAGACAGCUUUGUGAUCCCUCCUCCCGCUCCGCCCCCGCCUCCCAUCAGUGCCCAGCCCAACCUGGCAAAAGUUGUCCCCCAAAGGACAUCCAAGCUCUGGGGGGACGUGCCGGAGGUGAAAAGCCCGAUUCUCUCAGGCCCCAAGGCUAAUGUCAUUAGUGAAUUGAACUCAAUACUCCAGCAAAUGAACAGAGAGAAAUCCUCAAAGCCGGGGGAGGGAUUGGAGUCGCCGACCGGAACGAAAACUGCGAGUCUCAGUACAAGGAGCACGGAAGUCAUGAGUACUGUCUCAGGUACACGAAGUACAACAAUCACUUUCACUGUCCGCCCCGGAGCCAGCCAGCCGAUCACUCUGCAGAGCAGGUCCCCAGACUAUGACAGCAGGACCUCAGGAGCAAGGCACGCUCCCAGCCCUGUGGUUUCACCGACAGAGAUCACUAAAGACAUCCUGCCUGCUCCUCUGACUGCUUCUGCUUCAGCCUCAUCUCCUUCUCCGACUCUGUCCGAUGUAUUUAGCCUACCCAGCCAGCCCCCUUCUGGGGACUUAUUUGGCUUGACCACAGGGCGCAGCAGGUCUCCUUCUCCCUCAAUAUUACAACAGCCAAUCUCAAAUAAGCCUUUUACAACUAAGCCUGUCCACCUGUGGACUAAACCAGAUGUGGCAGAUUGGUUGGAAAGUCUAAACUUAGGUGAACAUAAAGAAACAUUCAUGGACAAUGAAAUAGAUGGCACACAUUUACCAAAUCUACAGAAGGAAGAUCUGAUAGACCUUGGAGUGACUAGAGUUGGGCACAGAAUGAACAUAGAAAGAGCUUUGAAGCAGCUGCUGGACAGAUAAGAAUAGCUAUUUUGCCUCACAAACUUCUGUUGAUAACUAGAGAUGGGCUGGUACUGACAUACCCCAAAUGCCUUGUCUGUCUGCGAGUGCCAGCAAAUUUGGGGGGGAGGGGGAAAACAGAAGAAUUCCUGGUACUCAGGUGAUGCAGACUGUCUGCUACAUGCCCAAACACAAACCUAAAGAUGCUAAAGAAGUGGGGCCAUUUUAUUUCAAAGCUGUGGGGAGAUGUGAGAGAGAGACAAUUGUUAACUUUAAAACUCUUUGAUACUGCCCUUAGCCGGGACCGUCGCACGGCGAUUUUCUUUUAAAAUUGCAAACGUUUCAGGGUUUCUUUUACUGAAAGAAAAAAAAAAUUGCAUUUUAUUUUAUUCUCGUCUUGACAUUCAGUCUCCAGGCAGGCUUCCUUCCCCAGCCCUUGGUUCAUUUUAAGAGGACAGGUUGCUCCAUUACCACUCAAGCCAAGUUUUAUCGUAGCAGGGACGUUGAGGCAGGCACAGGAGUUCAUAUCCCUCUUUUUUUAUUCAGCUCCCUGAGCUGUCGGCAGUGAAGCUGGUUGUUCUGCUGGAGUCAGUCCCAAGGUAACCUUGCUCUGUUUUACCUGGUAUUUCUUUAUUUCUGCAGUGGUAUUUAGCACUCUUCCAAGGUGGCAGAACAAGUCCAGCGCACGCUCCGUUGACGUAGGACGGUGCAGACGUGGAGUAAAGGCCGAGCAAAGUGAAGCUAGUUUGAACCUGAGACCCCCCAGUUCUCAACCAGCUCAGCUGCUGCUGAGUCAAAAUAUGAACUCCAGCAGCCAGGACAGACUCUGGUGUGCAGGCACGGCUCUGGGACUUGGCAGUGGGGCACAGGAGAGGCUGAGCCCUGAGAGUGCUGUGUAAUUCAGUGAGUGGUAAGUGCCUGGGUAUUUGGAGCAGCAGGCCGAGAAGGAAGGAGAGGAGAGAUGAAUGUUCCCAUUGAAGUCCGUGGGAAGCGUGCCAGGAUCUGAAGUGAGACAGGGAUUUCAGCCUGUUAGGCAUGGGAAUGCUUCAGCUCGUGGAGAGGAGGCAGAGGGGCGAUGCCAAGAUGGAAAGAGCUCUGAGCGUCCCGGGGCGCACGUUCCGGGAGCCGGCAGGGCUGGGGAGGGAUCCAGGCUCUCAUCUCAUCGCUGCUGGCAGGAACUGGCUCUGGACAAGGACACGUCCCUUGGCACGAGAGGUGGGAGCACCCUGCCACAAUCCAGGGCUGGCAGCGGGGGCAGAGAAAACUUCUCCGGGAGACUUCGGUCAGCAGGGGAGAAACCCCCACGGCCAGUUCACACACGGCUUUGUUUUCAAAAAGAAAAAUUAUUAUUAUGGUUUUCUUCAACUUUCAGGUUAACAAGUCUCUCUCUGCAUGUUUGAACUCCCCCUUGUAAUUAACACCUCUGAAUAUCUGUGAGUUUUGUAGGAUUUUCUGGACAGAAUAUUCAAGAUGUUCGAGGUGGGUAAAUUGGGUGUGGAUGGCUAAACUGCCUCCCUACCAAACUUUCAGGUUCCCUUACAUUUUGCAAGGUACCUGAACUUUUCUUUCCUUGAUAUGGUCCUUGAUAUGGUCCAGCCUAUCUCUAAUUUUUUUAUUAUUGUGAUUAUUUUUUGCUCACAAACAAGUGUCUAAUUAGGUCUGCAACAGCCCUAGUAUGAGUACAUAAAGUUUAGCAUUUUAAAUAUCUUUCUUUACUGCAAGUUUAAAUAGUUGUACAGAUAGUUUAUAAGCACAAUAUUUUAAGAAAAUAAGUGGCUGGUCUACUGGGCAGCCUUUGUGCCACUUCAGUGCUAGGAAGUUAAAAACAGAAAAAAAAAAAAAACACAAACAAAAACAAAAAAAGAAAAAAGGAAAAAAAAACUUUUUGUGGUUUACUACUAUUUCUGUGGAAUAAUUAUAAAGUCUUGACCUUUUUAAAAUCAACCUCAUUUGGAUGCAUCUGAACCAGCAGAGCUGUGUUAUAUUUUCUAUCUUUGCUAGAACUUCUACAGAGGAGGAUGAAUAUUUCUUCAAAAGUGGUUACAGUUACCAACGCAUUGGAAACUCAUAAAAAUCAACUUACUUAAGCCUCCUGCCCCCUUUAUGGAACAGCAAAUCUUUGACUUAACAUCUGUUACUGCGCUCUGUGUGUACCUGGGGAGUAUUUCUGAUGAAAAGGAAGCCCCGAGGCGUUCUGCUGUCGGGGGGUGCUGGGUUUGUCCUUGGGAGGUGCAGAAAAUGGCAUUUCCACUCAGAUAGGUCGAUGCAGGCAACUUGAGGCCAUCACACACUUUAAGAAGUGAAAAGAGAACAAAAAACAAAAAAAAGGUAAUUUAGCCAUCGUUUGUCUUCCAUUUGGUGAUAACGACAGAAUUCAGUAAAUAAACCACUGAUGCCAUGCUCUCUCUUAUUUUAUUUUUUUUUUAAUUUUUGUUUGUUCGUUUCUUUGGGUACAGUCGCUAUUACCUCUAUAACACGUGCCAGAAAUAAGUUAGGAAAUAAACACAGUAGUGAAAGGAGAAGGUAGAAGUUGACUUUUAAAGCUGCUUUUUUUGGAUCACAACCUUCCUGUUGGCUGAACUUGCCCUGGGCAGUGACUCCCAGGUGAGCUGGUCCCUUCCUCACACAGGUGUGGCUCCAAGAGCAGGUCCAAAGCCAGCGGGAAAAGGGCAGGUGAAAGAGCUGGAAGGAAUAAUUUUAUUUUUCACGUUGUGCCCUGUGAAGCAAAAAGGUAAGGAGACCUGGGGGGGACCUACUUGGAGCACCGGAAUUCACCUCUGCCCAGUCGAGUUCGGUCUCCAGCUCUGAGGGGUGGCUUGAAACAAAAAAACAAAAAAGAAAGCAAUAGUAACAGAUAACGCCGUGGCCUCCGAGUAUUUUCACCAGGGGGGAGGAGAGAAGACCCAUUUCUUUCAUGCUACUCUGAUAGUGAAAAACAAAGUCGUUAGAGAUCUAGGAUAUUCUGGGUUUUAGGAUCAACUUUUGUUUAUAUACUGUAAUUUAAAUAAAUUGCAUUUACAUGCCUAGUUUCUGUAAUAUUUGUGUAUACAAUACCAAAACCUUACAAGAUGUAAAUUGUGUAUAACUGCACAGACUCCUUGCCCUAGGUGUCUGAGAACAUUUUAAGUUUAAUUCAUAUAUUAUAAAAUGACUAGAUGUGACUGUUGAUUUACAGAAUUUACAUAUCACAAAGAAGUUAAUUAUUUGUGGUACUUAAGUUAUUAAAAAAAUAGUGAUUAUUUUUUUCUUUUCCUCUCAGUUCUUAAAAAGCAUUACCCAGUUGAUCUGGCGAUGAUUAUGUGUAUGAGCCACAAAUAUUGAUAAUUUUUCCAUUACAUUUUUUCUUUUCUUUUCUAGAUAUUAAUAUGUUUCUCGCUAUAGUUUGUGUAACAACUUGUGUUCACGUUAUCUAUGUUGCUGUAAUUUUUGUGCUUUAAUUCCUCUUAUUUCGACUGAUUAAAAAAAAAAAUCAAGCUCCUGUAACUUGCACUUUUCCCCAAUCCUUAAUACUCUUGUAUGGCAACCAAAAUUACUGUAAGAAAUAAAUAUAAUAUUGCACUAAGGGUGUGGUUCUGAUUGCGAA
Messenger RNA from Prinia subflava (tawny-flanked prinia), 9333 nucleotides. RefSeq names its product SH3 and multiple ankyrin repeat domains 2 (gene SHANK2). NCBI's taxonomy places the organism in Eukaryota, Metazoa, Chordata, Aves, Passeriformes, Cisticolidae. Gene Ontology annotation, cellular component: postsynaptic membrane; postsynaptic density; dendritic spine. The record is from RefSeq and is a predicted model, not a curated record. Bases 291 to 5771 code for a protein of 1826 amino acids. The transcript has 23 exons. Gene Ontology annotation, molecular function: ionotropic glutamate receptor binding; synaptic receptor adaptor activity.